Athalia rosae (coleseed sawfly) is the source of this 2435-nucleotide messenger RNA. RefSeq lists its product as uncharacterized. NCBI's taxonomy places the organism in Eukaryota, Metazoa, Arthropoda, Insecta, Hymenoptera, Athaliidae. Bases 549 to 1220 code for a protein of 223 amino acids. The transcript has a single exon. The record is from RefSeq and is a predicted model, not a curated record.
CUUGCGCGUUGCGAUUGUACCAGGGGGAAGAUAUAAGUAGCCCUGCAUCCCUUAAAAUUCAGUCCAGAUUCACCACUGACGGGGAGCUGGUCGAAACUUCGGAAGACCCCAGUGAAUUCCUGAGCAUAAAAAGAGAUUGAAGAAAAAAUAUCGUCGGCUCGUAUACAUAUCGAUUGAUUGAUAAACGAAUAAAUAAUUAUUAGGGGGCUUCCGAAAUUUACUGUAAUAUAAAACUAUAGUGCUGAAAAGUGCAGUGAGUUUUACCGAUCGCUUGAUAAAUAUAUCGAAAGUAAUUUUCAACAAAGACAUACGAUCAAAAACGAUAUUUCGUAAGAACGAGAAAAAAUAAACGGCAGAUACGAAGAACUUUCUAUGCUUAUAAGUGCAGAGAUAAGUUUCGUGAAUUUUUGAAAAAAAACAAGGAGGAUUAAAUCCUUCACCUGGAUAUCAAAAGGAAUCGGGUCGGUUGGCUGAACUCAGGUGUCACCAACUGGCACAAAUCGUUGCCAAUAAUCGUUAUACAUCCGGCGUCAUCGUUGUCAUCUCCGAUGGAGGAAUCAACAAGGUUAACGGACGCUAGGAGCCGGUCGUCUCGAUCGGCGAAUCACCACAAUAACGGUCAAUCGCGAUCAGAAUUCGGAGACGACGAAUGUAGUACGGAUAGCGGUUGUGGUAGUGGAGGAAGCACCGGAAGUACGGAGAGAUUGUCACGUCGUGGUAGCGGCGAGCGUCUUUGUUCCGGGGGAAGAUCACCGAGAGGUCAUUGCUACCUCGAUCGUUUACGUGGUCAUUCAACGCAGACACGUUCCCAAGAGAGAUUAUCGCGAGGAUCCCGAAGUUCCGACAGAUGUGUGGUAAAAUCGAUGAGAUCGUGGAGCCCGGUUAAUCACGGCGGCAUACAUUCGACUCAUCACGAAUCGCCUUCGCAUUCGCCAAGUUUUUCCGACACUCACAGCAGCGACGGUGACUCCUCGAAAAGAUGCUUCACUACUGAAACUUUGCGAAAAGCCUUUCAGACAUUGAAAUUGUCGUCGAAUCGGCGAGAGACGAAGGAGAAGAAACACGUUAAAAAAUCACAAAAAAGUAUACUCAGGAGUCCCGUUUCCUACACCUACGUCAGAGGACUAUCGGGACUUCCAACGCACCGCGUACCGAGGAAUUCGUCGCCCCAAUCAAACCUACCUUGUAUAACACAGGAUAUGAUUGGACUUAACCGAUAAACGUAACGCGGGAUCAAUUUAUAUUGAAAUUUCCAUCUACGAGAUAUACUGCAAAUUGUUAAUAGAUACUUCAAACGUCAUAAUUCUUCAUCUAUUUCUUGUGUCAAUCAAAUUUUUCGGCGAUGAAAGAGGAAAAAAGGAUCGUUGAUAUGAGAGUUUCAUUGAUACGUCUUCGAUUUACUAAAAAAAAAAAAAAGGGGUCAAUUAUUUUCAACCCCGCACAAAGAAAAAACGAAAAAAAACAAAUCGUUUCAAAUAUCGCGAUCACAAACACACAUCACAUCAUAGAUAUACAAGUAUAACAAUUAAUCGAAAAAAUUAAUUGAACGAUCGAUUGAUUCAAGUCGUCGCCAAACAAUUAUCCCAUUACUAUUACUCUUUAUUAUUGUUAUCAUUAUUGUAGCUGGCAUAAAACUCAAAAAAUUUAAUAAUUUAUCGCUAUUAUAAAGUCUAGGCACAGAAUAAACGUACCCUAUUGUAUGACCGCGUGAUAUAUAUGAAAAGAACAAGACGAUAUGAGAUUUAAAAAUUCCAUAAUUAUCGUCAAUGAUAAUUUGACUAUUUGAAUUAUUAUAAAUAUUAUAAUAUAAUACCGAAGAGCGUUUGACUAGCUCACUUACCUAAUUAGAUUUACAAAUUAUUUAUGAAUAAUUUUUCGAAAUAGGAGGUAAAUAGGUAUACCUAGAUAAUGUAGGGAUAACGAAAAGAAUGAAAAGAAAAUGAAAAAAACAAGAAAAAGAAAAAAAAGUCACUCUUCGACUUAUAUGUUCAUAUCAGUCAUUGAUAAAUGACGAAUCAAUGUGCCAAUGAUGAAAUUAUAGCGAAUAAACGUGAGAGAGAAAGAGAGAAAAAUAGAUAGAACUAAGAGAAAUUUAAUAAAAGAAAGUAAAACUGAGAGACAAUUAUUAUAUUAACUGCAGAAUGAAUGAUUAUCUAAUAAUACUAUAAAUAAGUCUGCGGUAGGAGUCAAUUAACUUAUACAUAUACUAAAUAUAUCUAUACAAUAUAUUAGGUGUAUAAAAAAAUAUAUAGGCGUAUGAAUAAUAAGAACAAUGUUCAAGUUACACUUGAAAUGUACAGAGUAAUAGAAAAUUUGAUGAAGAAAAAAAAAGAAAAGGAAAAGAAAACCAAAAAAAAAAAAAAAAAAUAGUCAUUAAAUUAAUAAUCGUGUACAAAAAUAUACCGGAAUAAUUACCGUAGGGAAUAUUAAAAUCA